Molecule: messenger RNA, 22164 nt
Organism: Coregonus sp. 'balchen'
Lineage: Eukaryota; Metazoa; Chordata; Actinopteri; Salmoniformes; Salmonidae
Source: the annotation of a GenBank genome assembly
AUGGCGAUGGGAAAAUUAACGAUAUUUCUACUUCAGUUGUCGUGGACUGUCCAUCUUGUAACAGGCAUUCAGAGGAAAGAUAUAUUUCCUUAUGGGACACUGAGCGGCGAUUUCACUCUACAGGAGGGGGACGACGAGACGUCCAAAGUACUCGCAUUGAAGAGACCUCUCUAUUUCUAUGAGGCGCAGUUCAAUGAGCUAUACGUGAGUAUGAACUAUGACUUAUAUUUGCCUUGUGCGCUAAGUAUUCGGGGUAUAUUUGUGGUUCUUGGUCAUUGCACAUAUAUGAGAAUGAUAACUAAUAUGUCAAGAGACAUUUUCUAGUACGGUCACUGAAGAAAUAACACGUUUAGUAAUCUUUUAAAAACUUGUCAAACUGUGUUCUGUCGAGGUACAUUGCACGUGAACAUGGAGUUUAACUAGGCAAAUUCAGGGUAAUGAAAUUAUGAAAUGAAUAACAUAUCUCAUUCCUCGUAGCAUAGCCUACUGUUUCUUGUCAAUGGAUCGAUUUUGGACAUGAUGGAAUUAAAUAGGAAAAUAUGCCGAUGCAUAGGGAAAAUUGAAUAAGAUUAUUAUUCAUUCAAUUAAGUAUUUUGGUUCUAUGUUCCAAUCAUGAAACACUUGCUUUCUUUGCAUCUGUUACAUGAGUUCAUUAAAGGAAAGAUUCACGUAUUUGAAUGUUAUAUCGUAUUUGUGCAUCUCUGAGCGAUGUUCUAUCGAUUCCCAUGGUAAUUUUUAUGUUAUAUGAGUAUCUAGGCUAUUCGUUUAAGCAGGCAGAAAUACAGCCGGUAUGACACGUUUUGCAUAAUGCGUCAUACUGGCUGUAUUUCUGCCUGCUUGAACGGCGAAUAGCUCAGAUACACAUACAAACUGAAAUGAUCCCAGGAAUCGAUUAAACAUUGCUCAGAGAUGCACAAAUACGAUAUAACAUUAAAAAUGGGAUGAAUCUUUCCUUUAAGUCACUCUUAGGAAUCUGUGACCAUUGAGUCGCUACCCCGCAGGUUGUCAGAGUUGAACUCCCUUGGGCAAAUCACCCAUGUACUCAUAUCAAUAGAUCACUUGUUAGAAUCCAUUGGGGGUUCCAGCGAAAGAGUUUUAAAACGGACAUUUUAAAUUAAAAGUAGUACAACAAAGUUAAUAUUUUGUGCUGAUUGUCAGAAGAAACACGUUUUCAACUAAAUAAAUUCCCUGAGGAAAUGUAUUUUACACAUUGGAAUUUUCUCAGGGCAUCAGAGCAUGGAAAUACCAAGGCACAAUUCGCCAGACAACUCGACGCAAAUAUACACAACCAGUCAAAAGUUUGGACACACCUACUCAUUCAAGGGUUUUUCUUUAUUUUUUACUAUUUUUUACAUUGUAGAAUAAUAGUGAAGACAUCAAAACUAUGAAAUAACACAUAUGGAAUCAUGUAGUAAACAAAAAAGUGUUAAACAAAUCAAAAUAUAUUUUAUAUUUGAGAUUCUUCAAAUAGCCACCCUUUGCCUUGAUGACACCCACCAGUUGAGAAUCGCUGAGUUAAAGUGCAUGUUUUUGACUCACAAGGUAAAAAGUGCAUGUUUUUGACACCAAGGUAAAAAAAAGUCCUUUAUAGGAUCUGGUACACUUCUUGAGAGGUCUUCCCUUUGGCCUUUGGAGCAAAACAUUUUCAAUUACAAAUUGCCCCUUAUCCCUAACUCCAACCCCAUAAGGCAUCCUCUAGCUCUGAAAGGAUUGGAUAAGCUAUCUGUAAUUACUUCAGCUCAACUUAUGAUAGGUUGGGUGACAUUUUUUGCUGUAUUGUAUCCAAUCAUUAAACUGUUUCAGAUCUACAGGAGUGCCUAAGGGCCAGGGCUCACUUGAUAAAAACAGAUGUCAAUCUCAAUUUGACCUCCCUGGUUAAAUUGUGGCCCCGUGUAUCUCAGUUGGUAGAGCAUGGCGUUUGCGACGCCAGGGUUGUGGGUUCGAUUCCCAUGGGGGGCCAGUAUGAAAAAUGUAUGCGCUCACUAACUUUAAGUCGCUCUGGAUAAGAGCAUCUGCUAAAUGACUAAAAUGUAAAAACAAAAAUGGUUAAAUAAGGGGUCGAUUUGCAAUUCAGCACUAAAUCCUAUUUCCCUCACUGCAUUCUUUCCCCAUUCCUUCUUCUCCAGGUGGCAACCAAUGGUAUCAUCUCAGCCCAGGACCUGCCUAUGGAGAAGCAGUACGUGGACGACGGCUUCCCCACCGACUUCCCUGUCAUCGCCCCCUUCCUGGCAGACAUCGACACCAGCAAGGGGAAGGGCGCCAUCUACUACCGGGUCACAGAGUCGCCCACCCUUCUCAACCGGGUGGCGCAGGAGGUGCACCGGGGCUUCCCCGACGGCCGCUUCACACCCACGCACGCCAUCAUCGCCACCUGGGAGAACGUGGCCGCCUACGAGGAGGUGACGCGCGCCACUGGGCCAUCCGAUAGGGUGAGUCUGGCUGUCUGUUUGUCUAUCAUUUUCUUGGUCUGUCUUUCUAUCGGUCCGUUUGUCUGUCUGUCUGUCUCUCUGUAGCUGUGUCUGCAGCCUGUAGGGAGUUACUAAGUAUAUAUGACUCCCCCCUCCCUCCCCCUAGGGAUUUGGGUUCCCCUCCCUCCCUCAUCCCUAAACUGCCUCUUGACCUUUGGUCACUGGCCAGAGGUCAUCAAUCCGGGUCAUCAGCCGUCCACUUCAACUCGUCCCCCCUCCAUCCCGCCACCCUCUGUCCCCCUCCUACCCCCAAGGGCGACUGGGCAUGUCUCUCCCACCCACACAGUCUAUUAGGGAUCAAGUCAUCAUAUUAUGUGUUACCCAUAGAAAUAUAACUACUAGAAUGGAUAUUCCCAUUCAAGUCAAUGUUCAAGUAAUUCUAUUUCUAUGGUCAUCUUCAUGUAUUACUCACAGAAAACAUGUUAUGUGAAAGUCUCUCAAACCCUCCAUUAGGCAUGUAACUUAUCAUUAAGAGUGCAUAUUUCUGGCUAGCUACUAAAGAGGUAUUGCAGAGAUUAUGAGGACAAAAACGUAGAAAGCAGCUUGGUUCAAUCAGAUAACAUCUCCUCUACUCUGACUGUGCCAAGAUCCUAGAAUCAGAUCAGAUCAGGAGUCUUAUUCUCUAGAGAGCCUCUGUGGAGUGUUCCCUUUCACUAUAAAAACACUUGAUAUAAGUCUAUGGGGAGAAACCAGAGAAACCAUACCCUUGCCCCAUGCUCAAUGGAGAGGCUUGUGCUUUCUAAUAUGGGAGCAGUGUGAGACUGCCGCUGCUAGUGCUAUCAGUCAUCAUCAUAAUGCUUGGGCUUUACUUCUUAAGGUAAUGGAUUAAACGUAAUGGAUUCAAUCACACAGACUGGCUAUUGUGCAUUGUACAUCACACUGAUAGCUCUUAGGGUUGCUUGUUCUAGAAUCUAUAAGGUCCUGGAUAGACUUAUUCACAGAAUACAAACCUAGAUUUCACCUAUCCCAUUUAUAAUUGACCCUUCGCUAAUUCCCGCCCUGGGAUUUUGGGCAACCAAUCGCAGUGCUCCAAUGGAUAGCAACUGUCGUCGAGUCCAACACCUCAGAAAAGCUUACAAGCUCACGUUUAAAUUGCAUGAAAGACAAUGACAAAACGGAGACUUCUUUAAAAAAUACAUUGUUUAACCUCUUAAGGAUCAGACCCUUUUUUCAAUUUUUGCCUAAAAUGACAUACCCAAAUCCUGUAGCUCAGGACCUGAAGCAAGGGCAUGCAUAUUCUUGAUACCAUUUGAAAGGAAACACCUUGAGGUCUGUGGAAAUGUGAAAUUAAUGUAGGAGAACAUAACACAUUAGAUCUGGUAAAAGAUAAUACAAACAAAAAAACAUGCAUUUUCUAUUAUUUGUUUGGUUCCAUCAUCUUAGAAAUUCAAGAGAAAGGCCCCAAUAUAAUAUUGCAGUUUAGGCGCAAUUUAGAAUUUGGCCCUAGAUGGAAGCAGUGUGUGUGCAAAGUUUCAGAUUGAUCCAGUGAAGCAUUGCAAUACUGAAAUGUGCCGAAUUUGUCAAUUGAUACAUUUUCAAGUACAUAACUAUAGAGAACAUACAAAAAUGAUAUGGUAAUACAAAAUGCAAGUUUACACACUCCCAGGAAUGUCAUACAUGAUGGAUCAUUAGCUUAUACACUCACUUUCACAGAUCUAGAUGGGUGUGGAGCCAGAGACAGCAGGGGUUCAAACUGUAGAACCCAGUUCCUACAUUUGAAUAUAAAAAUGGAUUUUAUCAAACUAUGCUACAUUUUAUCUCUGGGACCCUUAGGAUGAAAUCAGAGCAAGAUUACUGAAUGUAAGUACAUUAUUUACCUUCAAAGGUGAAUGUAUCAACCCAGUUGACGUGAUACGUUUUUUGUUGUUGCGCACUCUCCUCAAACAAUAGUAUGGUAUUUUUUCCCACUGUAAUAGCUACUGUAAAUUGGACAGUGCAGUUAGAUUAACAAUAAUUUAAGAUUUCUGCCCAUAUAAGACAUGUCUAUGUCCUGGAAAGUUUGCUGUUACUUACAACAGUCAUGCUAAUCACAUUAGCGCACGUUAUCUCAACCGUCCCGUAUACGUGACAUCGAUCCUGUAGAGGUUAAAUUACUAAAUAAUUGAACAAUGCAUCAGUAGUACUUGCUACUGUGUGUUGGAGUAUUUUUCAAAUCUGAAAUUAUACUUUUGUUACAUUGUUUGUUAGCUCAGCUGGUUAGCUAGCUUUCAGUCUCAUUGACCACCAAACAUUGCUUACGCUUGCUAGCCACUUAAUAUAACUUGUUUUCUCAAAAUGUAUAUUAGCUAGCAAAGUUAGCAGUUUUGAAUACAAUUCCCAUCUGCUGUCGACGUCAGGAUACGAUUUGAGAGCACUAGUUAGCUCCAAAAGUGGUUAUAGCUUUGACUGCAUGCUAACAGUAAAUUCAGAGCCAUUCAGCGGCUAGCCACACUACAAACAUAAUUUUACCAGGUUCCCGUGAACCAAUUGUAAUAACAGUCCACCACAACAUACCCAAGAGUUUCAUGAUUAGCAAGGGGUAGUCUGUGUUUAAUUUAAUUGUGUAUUAAAAACACAGUUUGAGAUCAUUGUGAGGGGAUUUUUCCAGUGGUUAGAAUGGGUAAAUAUUGUCUGAGGUUGCAAUAGUAACUAAGGGGGGUGGGGCUUAGCGAAGGGUCAAUUGGAUUAACUAACAUGUUCGCUAAGCACGAGAGCAAUGUUUGUGAAAGUGUGGUCCUAGACACAGUACACAAAUAAUGCAAUACCUUUCAUGAAAAAUACCAAGAUUCUCCCUUCAGCUGCUAAUUCAUUAACUCUUGGAAUCGGGAGAUUCGGGGUAUUAAGAGUGUCUGGUUGUUCGCUAUGAGGGGGGUCCCUCAGGUUGAAAUGGAUUGACUUCAGAGUUCUGUGUGUGUGCGUACAUGCGUGCAUGCACGUGUGUGAUGAGGAAAGUCCCACUGACUUGAACUGAACAGCCAUAAUAUUCAGUGUCGCCUAGUGAUUCUAAUGCGUGUGAAUGAAUAGGCUUUUCUGUUGGACCAGGGCCCACGCCUUCUCUCUCAGUGAGAGAGAGCAGACAGCUGUGACGGCACACUGGAAAUAUUGUAUUUUGUUAUUUAUUAGUUCUGGGAACGCCUCUGCUCUUGCCCUUAACAAGGGUCCUCCUUGGAAACACCUCCCCUCUUGUUGAAGUCUCUAAGUGCAAGGGAACAUGAGUAAACCAAACAAUCUGAAUCAAAACCAUACAGCUUGUUGAUUAGAGGCCUUACUGUUCUGUUUCUCUCUUAUGCUUGGAUCAUGUUCGGGGGGUUUUGGUGCCAAAACCACAUUUUGUCACCCUAAAGCACAAUCUGUCCCCACAUUUUAUUACAUUGGUGUAAGAGAACAUGAAAGCAGGCUGUAAAAUUAGCAGACCUGUCUGGCAACCCUGCUAAUGUGUGUUUGUGUGUUCUUGUCUGUCUGUCCGCGUGUGUGUCUGUCGAAUCAAAUCAAAUUCUAUGUGUCACAUAAUAAUAAUAUGCCAUUUAGCAGACGCUUUCAUCCAAAGCGACUUACAGUCAUGUGCGCAUACAUUUUUACAUAUGGGUGGUCCCGGGGAUCGAACCCACUACCCUGGCGUUACAAGCGCCAUGCUCUACCAAUUGAGCUACAGAGGACCACAUGCGCAGAAUACAACAGUUGUAGACCUUAGAGUGAAAUGCUUACUUACAACCCCUUAACCAACAAUGCAGUUUUAAGAAAAAUAAGUGUUAAGUGAAAAAGAGAUAAGUAAAUAGUAAAAAAUAAGCAAAAUAACAAAUAAUUCAAGAGCAGCAGUAAAAUAACAGUAGCGAGUCUAUAUAUUUACAUUUACAUUUUAGUCAUUUAGCAGACGCUCUUAUCCAGAGUGACUUACAGUUAGUGAGUGCAUACGUUUUCAUACCGCCCCCCCCGUGGGAAACAAACCCACAACCCUGGCGUUGCAAGCACCAUGCUCUACCAACUGAGCUACACGGGGCCACCGGUACAGGGGGUACCGGUACAGAGUCAAUAUGCGGGCCACAGGUUAGUCUGUGUGUCCUUCUGUGUGUGUGUGUGUGAGUUCCCAUAUCGUUGGCAGUGCCUAAUGGACUGGUUGGCAGCCUACUCAUCUGCAGCUGCGGACCCUGCGGACGCUGCCUCAAAACCUGGCAACAAACAAACAACGGCAUCUGUCUCGUGGCAUUUUUGCCAUUCCACUCUUCCUCUCUCACACACACACAUUUCAAGAGGGUCUGGGAGACGUCUGGUGUGUGUCUGUCUGUGUGCUCCGAUCCCAGACUGGCCCCUAGUCAUCACUGACUCACCCAACAGAUCUUUGUGGUAGUCUCCAGUUCAAGUGUUGCUGUGACAUGACCAAGAAUACACUCCUUGAACAUCUUUGAUAGACAGUAUUAAUGAAGUGUGUGCGCGUGCAUGUUUUCUGUGCGUAUGUGUGUGUAGGAGUUGGACUCUAUAGUAAAAGCACACUCUCUUCCUCUGGCUUUUGGUUAUCUACUAUGUUUCCGCUUGACCGACCGCACCAUGGAGGGGAAGAAGAGAGUGUGACAGCCGGUGUGUUUCACUCCGGUCGGAGGAGGGGAAGCGACAUUUCAAGGGCAAAGGAAAAACCUCUGGAUGAUCCCUCUGUGUUUUCCUUUGGGAUUGGAACGGCUUUAUCUCUUGGAACAACACAGCUCUCCAGCCUACCACCCCUCCAGCUCAACCAAGCCUCUGCAACCACCCCCAGCCCCAGAUGUCCAUCUCCCCACCUCCCUACCUCCCCAGCUGGUGUUGGGGGGUGGGUGUGUGGUGGGUGGAGGAUGUUGGAGGUCUGUUGAAGUGUUAGCCCUUGAGCAAAUAUGCAGUGGUGGAAGUCUGCUCUAAAGUAUUUGGAGCAAAUCUCAACAAUGAGAGGGUCUGGGUGCCAUCAUCUGCCAUCAUCUCAUCAGGCUCGGCACGGUGACCUGUGGUACCAUCCGUCUCCAUUCCCAGUCCCCUACCUCCACGUCAAACCCAACACCCCCUUCCCCCAAAUGUAUGCCCGCCUCCCCAUCCCCAUCAAAUCAAAUCAAAAUGUAUUUGUCACAUACACGUGUUUAGCAGAUGUUUUUGCGGGUGUAGCGAAAUGCUUGUGCUUCUAGCUCCAACAGUGCAGUGAUAUCUAACAAGUAAUAUCUAACAAUUUCACAGCAUAUCCCCAAUACACACGUGGGAAGAGUCAUUUACAAUACAUCUUUAAACAAUCUUGUUUAUGGGCUUGUUUUCUGGAGCUGCUCCGAGGCAGUGUGGUCUUGUAAUUAGGGAACUUUUCUGUGGCUGUGGGGGAGGGGUGGGGUGGGGGGUGGGGGGGGUGUAAUUAGUAAGCCUAAGGGUCUCUCUUCUCUCUUGUCUGUCUCUUGUCUUUCUGUCUCUCGCUAUUCUCGCUCUUUCUCUUCUUUCUCUGUCUUUUUCUCUCUCUCCUGUCUCUCUUGCUAUUCCCUCUCUCUCUUUGAACCAGAUGCAUGAUUGUCUCUGGGGUCUGGAAUGGGGGAAUGAGGGUGGAGGAGGGGUUUGUUUUUACUGUGACAGUGGUGAUGAAGGUGAUAGCUCCGCUCUGGGAUAGCUCCUUGGAUUACUGGAGUGGGGGGAGGAGAGGAGUGAGGGAUUUCAUACAGGUCCAGGGUGAAGGAGAGAUAAGAGAGGUUGGGGGGGGGGGGUUGGGUGUCUCUGUCCUCAAAGUUGAAAAUACCAUGCUGGGUGAGAUAUGGGCCUCUAUCACCAUUUGCUCUCAUUCCCAAACUACAUCAGUCUAGGCCUGUAAACUGUGUGUGUAAACUGUGUGUGGCCAUCGAGAAGUCGUCUUCUCCUCUUUGACGGUUGAAGACGUAACCCCCACUCAGCCGCUCUCUUGAAGUUUUUGUGUUCCCACACUUCCCACACAUUUAAUUAAACGGCUCAGAAAACCACACUGCUUGUAAUAAUAACAAAUUGCACAAGACAAGACAUCAAGAGCGGGUCCCCUCCCAAGCCCUCUACACAUUUAAUUAUGGUAUUUUAAGCCUUUUAGUGGUGUGCAGGACCUCUUUAAAAGGGUGUGAAAACCUGCUUGGAGGGGGAAGAGGUCAGCUUCAAAAAAAAAAACUCCAUAAAGGGUAUCGGGCGAAAUGUUUCCGGGGGGUGGGGGGGCACAUUUGGUGAGAAACCCUGGCUUGUAAAAACGGUGACGCGCCUGUAAAAGUUGGAGGACAGGAAUGAUAUUCAGUCAACAUUUUGGAGUAGGGGGGUAGGGGGAGAGUGGUGUGAAGUUUAAACAUGGGGAGUCAGUGUUAAAAUGUUAGGAGGAUGACUGUCUGUUCCCUGGGCACUGAUAAGGCAGAGGAUGAGAAAUGGAAUGCAGUGCACUGUACUAUACAUUACUUGGAAAGAGCUGUUACAGAGUUUGAUUGAAGCUCUGUUCACUUUCAGUUGGCUCUCCUUUAAGAAGUGUGGCUUUUUGAUUCUCGACUCUAAACAUUGUGAGGGCAGUGGCACCACUACUUUUGAAAAGUUGUUUGUGUAUUGAGGAGUUUGAGUUUUGCACUUCUGUUAUAGCACUGAUAAUGCUACCACUGUGCUUACCACAGUGUUUUUCUUAUACUGUUAAAUCCUUACUUGAGACUUAUACACAAAAUGUCAACCUUUGAGUGAAUCAUACAUUGAUGUCAAUGGGAGUCCAAAAUACACAUUUUUAUUCUGUUACAGUGUUUUCCCUAUAAGCGCCGGCCGUCGGCUAAACAGCCGGUAACAGCCUCAUUUUCAGCCAGCAACUUUUUCUACGAGAAUGCCCUUGUCUGUCUGUGUGUCUACCACUAUGCUAACGGAAACUGUCUUCUUGUACAUAGAAGGUCUUUCCCAAAAACCUCAAGUAAAUGUUAACUACAAAGUCGCCUAUGCUUACCUGGCAGAAUGAUAUCAUGAUUAUUUGCAUCAAUCCAGUGGGUGUUUGUUUUGCAACCUCUACCAUGUGCGCUACAGAAACAUGGCUAAAGAACAGCCUCUUGGUAGGUGCAGACUUGAAUUAAAGGGUAACUACACAAAGAAAAUAACAAAAAUCAUAUUUUUCCCAGACCUCAAUUUGGUUGCUUUGCUAUUAAAAAUGCGUGGUUUUGAGAGUGAAAACGUGGAAAAACAGGGAACAUUUCUAAACCUGAAAAAACUAAAGCAGAAUUAGGCAAAAAAUUAAACAGAUUUUAUAGGGCUCUACGAAUCGCAUCGGUAAGAGAGUCAUUUGGCUCUCUAAUUUAUAUAUUGGUAGGCUACUACUGCUUUUUGGCGAUUAUCUGCAAAUAAAUGAUGAAAACAUUCGAUGAAGAUGGUGAAUCCUCCCUGCAGUAACAAUAGGUAGUGGAGAGAGAGCCUCAUUCUGGUCCAAAAUACGAUAAAAGAAAGAUUGAAUUCUUAUAAAAGCCCAUGAUACUUAUAUGGUAUUUUUUAAAGAUAUUAAUAUAGACCUACUAAUUUGAUGAAAGUGUAGAAAAUGGAGUAGUCAACUGCUGCUUUCGGUGUAGCAGAAACACCUGCUUCAUCAUACAUGUUGCAGGUAGCUGAAAAAAAUGCCGAAUAAAAGAAAGCUAAAAGAAAGCAUUAAUAUCAUGUGGAAACACUGCCAAGGAAACUAAACGAAACGAAAGCAUGGGUUGCUGUCAUACCUUGUCAAUAGACUGCUUACAGGGUAAGGAAACCAAUGUGUCAUUUUGUAAUUUGGGUGAACUAUCCCUUUAAUAAUAAUAAUAAUAAUAAAAAUAACUCCUGAGUGGCGCAGUGGUCUAAGGCACUGCAUCGCAGUGCUAACUGUGCCACUAGAGAUCCUGGUUCGAAUCCAGGCUCUGUCGCAGCCGGCCGCGACCGGGAGACUCAUGGGCGGCGCACAAUUGGCCCAGCGUCGUCCAGGGUAGGGGAGGGAAUGGCCGGCAGGGAUGUAGCUCAGUUGAUAGAGCAUGGCUUUUGCAACGCCAGGGUUGUGGGUUCGAUUCCCACGGGGGGCCAGUAUAAAAAAAAAAGAUGUAUUCACUAACUGUAAGUCGCUCUGGAUAAGAGCGUCUGCUAAAUGACUCAAAUGUAAAUGUAAAUGUAAUAUUUUCUUAGAAAAUAGUCCUGAUCAUAUAGGCCUAGGCCUAGACGUUAUCCAAAACAACUAACAAUACACUGAAUUCAUACAUUUUCAAAUUGUAAAGUCACAUCUUUCUACUCAAUACCACAACUCAUUUUACCAAUCUGGGAGGUAACCUCGAUAAAGUAUUCAAUAACUUCGCUGUGUAUUUCAGAUGGAAUCAAGGCAUUAGAAUGUACCAGAGGCCACCAAAAUAGAGCUUGUUCAGGGGGGGGCAUCUCCCGAGCCCGGAGAACCCUGUCUGGCUACAUUUUCUAUUUGUCUGGCUACUCCAUGUACAUAGGGAAAACACUGCUGUUAGCUAGUCACUUGAAAUAAAAGCGUCUUCAAAUUCCAUGUACAGUAAAUGCCAUGCAAAACAUUUCCAAUGAAACUGUAGAGGUACAGACUGUAAAAUGCAAGGUUGCCAAACUAAAAGGGCUUUGUACAAACAGUGCACUUACUCCACACCCUCCACCCUCUUAUCUCCUCUGUAGUUGAACACAUUCCAGGCGGUGGUGGCCUACGAUGAGAACGACUCCUAUGCCCUCUUCCUCUACCCCGAGGAUGGAUUGCAUUUCUUUGGGACGCGCCCUAAAGAGUCCUACAAUGUGGAGAUUGAGCUGCCGGCUAGAGUUGGCUUUAGCAGGGGAGAAGUGUCCUUUAUAUUUUCUCGGAUGGAGGGACCCUACUACAGCGUCACCAGCAAUGAGCAGAGCCUAAAGAACCUCUACCAGUAAGUACAGGACGUCCCUACUCCUUAUGGCAUAAGACCCAAACAUAGUGUUAGUUAUAUUGAAUUCCUUACCUGAGGUUAUAAAACUGGGAUCUGUUAUGAAAGGUUUUUAGUGUUCCAACUGUUCUGGCACUUAUUUUACAGAGAUGUUAUGUAAGGACUUUGUAGCAAGAUAGAUAGUACAUGCAGUUUCUUUCUCCUGAAAUGCAGAAAGAUGCUUCUUCUCCUCCUUUUCCUUUUCUCCCUUUCCUCAGGGUUGGCAAUACUGGCGUACCUGGUGUGUGGCUCUUCCACAUCGGCAACCGCUACUCCUUCGAGAAUGUUGUGCCCGCCGCUGUGGGUGGCGCCCUCGCCACGCCACCUCCUAGAGGCCAGGAGGGCGAUGACAGCACCACUGCAGAGUACCCAGAGGUAGAGUACCAUGAAACCUUUGAAGAAGAAGAACCCGACGAGGACUACCCACCCAUCGCCGACCCCGACUUCCAGUCCCCAACUAUCCCAGAGUUCCUCCAGCCCUCACACCCGGACCAUGGCGCCCUCCCGGAUCAAGCCCGCCUGCAGUCCUACGGAGGUGACCUUCCUUUAACCUCUGACCCCCAGUAUCGUGAACAUGACAACCAUGGCAAGCCACCUCCAGCAUCCAGUCCGUCCGGUCCAGGGGAGUACCCGGCCGAGUACCCAGCCCGGGAGCCCGAGCCCAGGAACCAGCCCCACGAGCCCCCUCUGGAGGACGUGCAACAGCAACAGCAUCAGCAGCUCCAGCCCCAGGCCCAAGCCCCCCAGGUGGUCCCUCGGCCGGAGCACACGGUCCUGGAGGUGUUCCCCAACAACAGGAGGGAGAGCAGCCCUCGUACGGAGAGCGGUCCCCCGCUGGCCCCCGGUGGCGGACAUUUUGUUAGCGUAGUAGAGGAGGAGGACGUGGACUUUGACACAGGAGGUGGGUUCAAGUCUGAUGUUUUCUCUUAAGCUAGCUAGUUCAGUCAGUGUUCUUCACUGUGGGGUCCUGAGAACCCACAGUGGAUUUGCAGGCUUUUAGUCCAACCCAGUACUAGUAACAUACCUGAUGCAGCUCAUAACCUCCUCUUGUAUCAUCCUGUAUCCUUGUAUACUCAUGUAUAUCACCUCUGUCUUUUUUAGCUUUUGUCUGCCUUUCACUCUGUCCAUCUGUAAACCAGCUUCCCACUCAAGGCUGGAUAGGACCUGUUCUCAUUCACCAUCAUUCCUUGGUUUCAUUGUUUAUAUCUCUGCUACACUCUUGACCUGUAAGCUGGUCACUUCCGUUUAUAAUUGAAACAGGCUUUCUUCACUCUGACAUCAUCCAAGGGCCAGUAUUUGUAUUUAUUAGGGAUCCCAAGGCAGCAGCUACUCUUCCUUGGGUAAAAACACAUCGAGGCACUUACAUCACAAAUAAAACACAAGAUAAAACUGUACAUCAUAUAACAUUAUAACACCACUACAUAUCUAUAAUAUAAAAAGUAUAAUACCACCAUACAACAAUAUUACAAAGUGCGUUUGUUUGUAGAGUGUGUGUGCGCUAGCGGGUGUGUGCGUAUGCUUGUGUCUGUUCCUGUGUGUGUGUAUCUCUUCACAUUCCCCGCUGUUCCAUAAUGUGUACCUUUAUCUGUUUUUUAAAUCUGAUUCUACUGCUUGCAUCAGUUACCUGAUGUGAAAUAUAUAGGGUGAACGCACCAAUUGGUGAGUCGCUCUGGAUAAGAGCGUCUGCUAAAUGACGUAAAUGUGCCCUUGAGCAAGGCACUUAACCCUAAUUGCUCCUGUAAGUCGCUCUGGAUAAGAGCGUCUGCUAAAUGACUAAAAUGUAAAUGUAAAUAGAGUUCCAUGUAGUCAUGGCUCUAUAUAGUACUGUGUGCCUCCCAUAGUCUGUUCUUGGGGAUUGUGAAGACACCUCUGGUGACAUGUCUUGUGGGGUAUGCAUGGUUGUCCGAGCUGUGUGCUAGUAGUUUAAACAGACACGUCGGUGCAUUCAGCAUGUCAACACUUCUUACAAAAACAAGUAGUGAUGAAGUCAAUCUCUCCUCCACUUUGAGCCAUCAGAGAUUUACAUGCAUAUUAUAAAUUUUAAAAAAAGACCCCUUUUUCUCCCCAAUUUGGUGAUAUCCAAUUGGUAGUUACAGUCUUGUCCCAUCGCUGCAACUCCCGUACGGACUCGGGAGAGGCGAAGGUUGAGAGCCAUGCGUCCUCCGAAACACGACCCUGCCAAGCCGCACUACUUCAUGACACACUGCUCGCUUAACCCGGAAACCAGCCGCACCAAUGUGUCGGAGGAAACACCAUACAACUGGCGACCGUGUCAGUGUGCAUGCACCCGGCCCGCCACAGGAGUCACUAGAGCGUGAUGGGACAACGACAUCCCGGCCGGCCAAACCCUCCCCUAACCCGGACGACGCUGGGCCAAUUGUGUGCCGCCUCAUGGGUCUCCCGGUCGCGGCCGGCUGCGACACAGCCAGGGAUGGAACCCGGAUCUGUAGUGACGCCUCAAGCACUGUGAUGCAGUGCCUUAGACCGCUGUGCCACUCAGGAGGCCCCUACAUGUAUCAUCAAAGGUAUUAUCUAAGUGAGUUUCAGAGAUAGUCAGAAUAUGAAUGCCAUCUGUUACUAGCAAGUUAUUGAUUUCAUGAACCUUGUUUCUUAGGCUACAUAUGUUAAUGUGGGCAAUUUGUAGCACUUUUCUGGGAUGCUUGAUUGUUUUUAUUGCUUUACUGCGAAGCUUAGCAGAAGUAGACAUGCUCAUGUUAUUUAUGUUUGAGCUGAUAGUUUCAGGGUGAGCUGCACACAGUGGACUUCCUACUAGGGCAGACCGCCUCAGUGCUAACAGUAUAACUCUGGUUCAUAGGCACAUGAUUACUGCAUACAAUACCUCCUAAUGUCGUUUGACCCCACAUGGACUAUGACAGCGUCAGCUCCCGGCAGCUGCCGUAGAACGGUCGGAAGCAGCGUUGUAAUGUCCUGUACUCGUGCUCCAGGAUAGCACAGAGUAUUUCCCCCGGGAACUAUGAUGUUUCUUAUCAUAGAACUGCCGAAGAAGACAGCUGGUGCAAUGGCAGAGGAAGUCCGGCCGUUCUUUCGCCUCUAGUGGUUUAGCAAACCCCUCGAGGACCAAAGGGCGGUGAGCCCGAUGGACCCGAGCCAGCUGUAGUAUCCAUCGUGGAUGAUGAAUGGGCUGGUGUCUCAGACAGCCUCACGGUCUGAUGAGGGUGGGAGCUCUGAGGAUCUGAACCCGAGGUAGAAGCCACCGGAGAGGGAGACAGAUGAGAGGACAAAGGCACCGGAGCCUCUGGAUCCAGGGCGGCGAAGCUGUUUCUAGUCUGUGUCUGGUCCGGGCUUAACAUCUAAAAAGAAGGCCCCCGUUGCUAGAGAACGGCGAGUGACUUAUUGCAAUGGAUGGUUAGCAGGAUCUAGAACAAGAACAUCCACCAAGUCAUCCAGGAGCAUCCUACCAACUCCAUUCUGUGUGUAAGUGUGUGUACUCGCUCAUGCGCAUACAUGCUGGCAAGUGUUCGUGUUCGUCUGUAUGAGUAUUUGUGAGUGUGUACUGUAUAAGAGUGUGUGUGCGUGCAUGUGUGUGUGUGUACCUUAGCCACAGACACUUAGCAAAUAAGCCUGGCGUACAGGCUCCGCCGAGCGAAGGGAGAUUCCCCACUCGGAUGAGGAAAUGCAGUAUCCAGAAACCCAGAGAGUCUUUCUCGCUCCUCGCUAGAUUGCCAAGAGUUGUUUUGCUAAAGCAGACAAGCAGAUGUAGAGCAUUAGCCUCUCAUCUGGCAAGAUGCUCUAGCGCUAAACCCUCCAUGUUUAAAUAAUUGAUUAGGAGCUUUUAGUGGGCCAGAGCAGAAGGGGAGUUUGGCCAGAGCAGAAGGGGAGUUUGGCCAGAGCAGAAGGGGAGUUUGGCCAGAGCAGAAGGGGAGUUUGGCAAGCUAGUUCAUUGUAAUUCUGGAUGACGAAUGACUUGAAGUUUGAGUUUCUCCACAAAGACGUACUGUAUGUGUCUGGCAUUUUAGUUGGUCUCCCAGCAGCUUACAUUGUAAAAACGUGCAAAAACAUUCCAACGUUCUGUGAGUUCGUAGUAAUGCAAUGAAUCGUCAAAUGAAAUAUCGUCAAAAGAGCUACAGUAAAAGUAUGUGUAGUAUCUCUCUCGCUCUCUCUUUCUCUAUGUCUCUCUCUCUCUCUCUCUGUGUGUCAAGAGGGAAAGAGUAAGGUGUGCUCUGACUUCUACUAAGCCUACUUUACGAGGAGAAGAUAAGCUAAUAGUGUUUUAGGGCUGUCGUUUUCUCUGCAAGGUUCUCAGCUCUGCCAUGGUCAGGUAUGUAGUGCUGCCGUAGCGCGGGGAAGCGGCGCUCCCUCUCUUUUUUUCAAUUUGAAUAUACAUGGAGCUGGUAAAAAUAUUUCUGGAAAAAUGACCACUUACAUUCCAUGAAAACGAUAGAAUGACAAACUAAAUAAAUAUGUAGUCUAUAGCAGCCUAUAGGUUGGUAUGAUGGUUUCCUCCCUGUCUUCUCUCUCUCUGGCAGUGGUGCGAAUGAUGAAUAACUGUAGAUGUGUGCAGAGGCCCGUCGGUCUGCGGCUUGACCACUUUGAGCGGGCCAAAUCCGACGUAACAACAGCCACAGCCAGAAAACUAAAAUGUCUGUCCUCAAAACAGUUGGUUAUGGACUUGGGGCUCAUGUACGAUGCACUUGAACUCGCCCUACUGUCCUAGUGCUUAGCUUACAGAAAUGUACCACCUCUAUUGUGUAUGAAGAGAAAACUGAUCCACCGCAUGAACCGUAUCAUCACACCAACGAGAUCUAGGAUCCAAAUUCACUGCCUGUCUGCCUUGAUGUUCAUAAAACUCCACAGACCUCCUCUUGCGUAGUGGAACCCAGAACGAUAUGUUGACCACUUGGUUACGGUUCUAUCCUUUCAGCACCACGAUUCGAAGGGCGCUCAAAUCGCUUAAAAUAACCCUCAUCAUCAAGAUCUGUUGCCAUGCCUAAUAGACCUACUCAUCACUUAUUAUUAUUACAAAUAAAAGAUGAUCACUUUUCACAAUGGUGCUCGUUUAGUAAAGUUAGAUCAAAGCUGAAUCAUUGUCUCGCAAGAUCACAUAAUGAUUCAUUAGUAUUUUACACAACAGAACCAAAUAUAAUAGCGUUUGCUGUAGCAUAGUAGGCUUAAACAAUGUUGCACCAAAAACACCUCCUCAGUCAUUUCUUAUCUGAAGCUGAAUAGUCAAAACAAAUUCCUAAUGCUGCCAAAACUCAACAGCGCCCACCACUAGGCAGGAUAUGCUUUGAUUGAAUCAAAAUUGGCCUACAAGAAAGGCUUAUAAUUUGUUAACACCAUCUGCUUUAAUUAGCUUACGAAACAGUAAUUUAGAAAGAUCUAAAUGCAUAUUCCCAUGAAACUGAUUGAGAAUAUUUCACCGGUAAAUCGUGAAGAAUUAUCAUUCACUAUUGACAGUGAUGAUGGCCUAUUUUGAAAUUGGGUAUGCCUAACUUAGUGUUUGAGGGUAUUAAACAUAUAACAUUUUGUUGAGAUAAUAUGUGAGCAUAGGCAGACGUUGCAAUUGGAGGAUGCAUUUUAUGUAUGGUCCUAUUGUACAAUGAUAUUCAAUAGGGUACAUCUGUCGGUACCAACUUUGAUUGGGAAAUGAUGACGUCAUUACAUUUUCCAUCACCUAAAAAACAUAGCACUACACCACUACACCACCCCCCUAGGGUUCCCCCCCAAUCACCUCCAGCGGAGUCAGCGUAUUUUGACAGAUUCAAGUUCUGACUGUUUUCUCUUCUCUUCUUCCCGUCUUUCUUUCUCGUCCUCCCUCUCUGUGUCUCUAUCUUUAUUUCUGUCUUUGUGAAUUAUCUACUACCCUCUCUCUCCUCCCCUCCCCUCUCUCACUCCCCCUCUUUUUCUUUCAAUUGAAUUCAAUUAGCUUUAUUGGCAUAAUAAGAAAACAUCUUACAUUGCCAAAUCAAACAUAGAGGAACAUAUUAGAUCAAUGAUUAUUAGGAAAUAAUCUCUCUCUCUCUGUGUGUGUCUUGCUCUCUCUCUCUCUGUCUCUCUCCCGCUCCUGCAGUGAUCCAGUACAGCACAGAGACCAAGGAGACGUGUGCCCGCUUCCAACAACAGUGUUCUCAGAACGCCUACUGCACCGACUACUCUUCCGGCUUCUGCUGCCUCUGCCGCUCUGGUUUCUACGGCAACGGUCGUCACUGUCUACCUGACGGUGAGUCCUGGGGAGGACGGUAUAGGUCGUGACACAGGCUCCGAGGGUCACCGCCAGGGUCAUAAUAUAGCAUAAUGUCACACAUUUAUAUUUAUGUAUUUGAACCAGUGUGGUUUUGUCAGUCAUACAACAUCUGUGAACAAUAUUUGGGGUUAUUGGUGAGAAAAUUGUAAUUUGGCUUUCCGUACCUGUAUUCCUAUUUCCACAGUUCACAUUGCCUUAGUGGAAAGGUAUGUGUGAUAUGUAUGUACUUAGUGCUGCCUAGAGGGAAAAGAAACACACACACUCCAACUCUUUCCAUCUCCGAAAUACACACACACACCAAUUCUCUCUAUUUUACACACACCCAAACUCUCACACACUCAUCAAAACCUGGUCUCCACCUCCCCCUCUCCAACCCCCCCGGCUCUCUCUCACAUGACAGCAUCAUCUUGUUUCUAGGCCCUGCAGCCAUUUCCUGCCAGAUCAACACCUCUGACGCAGUGGUGGGCUCCUCAAACAAUCCUCCUAUUGGUCCCAGGGCCAUGCCAAGCUCCUCUAGCCCCUCGCUAGCUGGCUAAUUACCUGGAAGUGGCUUGACAGACAUUCCUAUUUGGAGAGCAGCGUAAACGCUCUCUCUCACACAUGCACACACACACACACACACACACACACACACACACACCCACCCUCUGCACUCUCAACCGCCUCCCUUUAUUAGUCUGGCUGCAUGUUAUUAAUCAAGGGGGGUAAGUGUGAGUGUGUGUGUGUCGAAGGGCAUGUAAAGUAAUGGGGGUGGUAUUUAAAUGUUAGCUUUAUAACAGUAUGAAAAUGUAUGCACUCACUAACUAUAAGUCGCUCUGGAUAAGAGUGUCUGCUAAAUUACUAAAAUGUAAAAAUAACCGGAUGUUUUGGCAGCCAGUCAAUGCUUUGACAAAUAGAGUCAGUUGACUACUUGAAAGAGUUGGAGGGGAUGAUGUCACCCUGACUGACUUUCCACUGGGUUGGUUCAUCCUCAGGAAUGAGGUGUUUUGUCAGAGGCUGAAGUGUCACAACAAACGUGAACACAUUGUUCCAGGUAGAAGUGUCAAGGCGAACGUGUGUAUAUUGUUCCAGGGCUGGAGUGUCAAGACUUGUCAAGCGUGGUACUUGUGAAGCCUUUGUGUGAUUUGAGAGACAGUGUGAGACACUGACAGACAUGCAUGUGCUUUGAUGGAACAGGAACACAAACACACAGGGUGCUUUGUAGGGACCUAGUGUGAGUAAAUAGAGGAAAAGAACCAAUUGAGACUGUCAACACAGUGUCACAUAAAGGCAUGUUAUACAACAAAGUGGGGACCUGAGCCGUAUUUUCACAGUGAGAUAAUUACUACAAUAAUUCCAUAUAAAUUCAGUCAAUUACCAAAAUAGGUAAGAAUAAAUGGCACUUCUCAAUUCUUGAAUUUGAAUUUGAAUUGACGGAAUUGAAAUGGAAUUGACGCCAAUGCUGAAACCUAUACGCCCAGUCUAUGUCCCCAAAAUACCCCCAUGUCCCUUCCUGCUACCUCUGUAGCUGUGUGUUUGUUCCUCAAGUCAUACACUUCAAAGACCUGUUUUUAAGCUAAAAAUACAGGAAGGAUUAUAAUAUUCCAUUGGCAUCUGUUUUGUCACUUUGUAUGUCUAUGGAGUUGAAUUUGGUGCAGAUGUGUGCUAUUUGUGGUAUUGGUGUUCUCUACAUGUUUUGUGUUAGAUACACAGACAUUGAUUGGUUGACAGGCGAUGUGUGGGGAAAGUGUUUCUGGUAUCCCAUUCUGAAAAAUGUGAGCAGCAUGAAUGUUUGCGGAGACUGCAUUCUCAGUUUUUUUCGCCGGAUUAAGCAUAAAUGAGCUUUUAGAAUGUAUGCCCAAUACAUUGAUUCAUUCUGAGUAGUAUCCCCCCUUCUAUUUUCUCAGGUGCUCCCCAUCGCGUCAACGGCAAGGUGAGCGGGACAGUGAUAGUAGGUUCCACCCCCGUGGACCUCAACAGCGUGGACCUGCAUGCCUACAUCGUAGUGGGUGACGGGCGGGCAUACACAGCCAUCAGCGAGGUGCCCGAGCCCGUAGGAUGGGCACUAAUGCCCGUGGCGCCCAUCGGAGAGCUCUUCGGCUGGCUCUUUGCCCUGGAGCUGCCCAACAGCCAGGCUGGCUUCAAGAUCACAGGUGAGCUGAAUCACGAUGUUACCGGCGCUUAGUGAAGUUGUCACCACGUUAACAAAACACCCUUUUACAACCCGUGUUCAGCCUAAACAUGACGUCAUUGCAUCCAAUUUUCAGAGUCCUAGUACCUCACUCAAUAGUCUCCCUCAGAGUUAGUGUGGCGGUGCUAUAAACGUGUUUUAAUCUCUACAUAAAACUUGUUCUCCAUGAUGUCACCACUGCAUCUAUUGCUCUGUGUGUGUGUGUGUGCGUGUGCUUAGGUAUGUGUGUGUGUCUGUGGUGUGUGUGUGUGUGCGUGCGUGCUUCGUUUGUGUGUGUCUGUGGUGUGUAUGUGUGCGGGCAUGCAUCUGUGUGGGCGUGCGUGUGUGUUUCUGUGUGUGUGUGAACGAGGCUGUUAGCAGAUGCCCCCAUGUUGGCAGACUUCAGGUCGCUCUGUGUGUUUGUGUAAUGUGAGUUUACAGUCAUACAGCUGUGUUGUCUCCAGAGGGGUGACAUGCCUACUCCACCCCUCUCAGGCUAAUUUGAGUCAGGUGUUCCGUUGUUGUGUGUUUAGACUCGUUUUAUUAGCUAAGAGGCUUGUGGAUUCAACCUGUCAGAAUGAUAGUAUGCUCAGAUUCCCUGUCUGUUGAACAGUUUAUCAUCUGGCAAAUCUGAUAGGAGUGACCUACUAUUGCAGGCAUUAAUGUUAUUAUGGAGAAUUGAGAGACUGGGUGUAGUAGUGAGAUUCUGCUGGGUCCCAGCCCAUUCGAGUGUGGAAGGGAAUUAAAUUGUAGACCAGAUAGCCAAAAGAGCUAUACAACGAGAUAUAAUUGAGGUUAAUGUUCCACUGGUUAGAGGUGAGGCCAAAUGUAAGGUCCUUUUUGAUAGAUGUGUGGUAGAGGAGAUGGGACUCUGAGCCCAAGGGCCGGAAUUUACACUACCGGUCAAAAGUUUUAGAACACCUACUCAUUCAAGGGUUUUUCUUUAUCUUUACUAUUUUCUACAUUGUAGAAUAAUAGUGAAGACAUCAAAACUAUGAAAUAACACAUAUGGAAUCAUGUAGUAACCAAAAAAGUGUUAAACAAAUCAAAAUAUAUUUUAUAUUUGAGAUUCUUGAAAUAGCCACUCUUUGCCUUGAUGACAGCUUUGCACACUCUUGAGGAGGGACACAUGGAAUGUGGGAUGCACCCGCAUGGUGGGGGGAAGUUGCAGGCGGUAGGCCACUUGGUGGACCACUCUGAAUGGCCCGACGAACCGGGAGGACAGCUUCCUGGACUCCACGCGGAGGGGAAGAUCCCGCGUGGAGAGCCACACCCUCUGUCCCAGGCAAAAAAACAGGGCCGGGCGACGCCUGCGGUUGGCCUGAUAUUGAGACCUGACCGAGAUCCGCUUAAGCGCCGCCCGUACCUGCCUCCAGGUGCUGCGACAGCGACUGAUGUGGGCCUGGACCGACGGGACCGCCGCCUCCUCCUCUUGCUCGGGGAAUAUGGGGGACAGGCCGGUGGAUGAGCAGAGAAGGGUGUUGUGGGCGUACUCUGCCCAUGCCACCAGGUCCACGGUGUCGAACUGCCGGGAGAGCGCGUCAGGCUUGGUGUUCUUUGACCCCGGACAGUAUGAGAUGGUGAACCAGAACCUGUUGAAGAACAACGCCCACCUGGCCUGGCGUGAGUUGAGCCUCUUGGCCCCCUGAAUGUAGGCUAAGUUCUUAUGGUCCGUCCAUACGAUGAAUGGAUGGGCGGCCCCCUCUAGCCAAUGCCUCCACUCCCCCAGGGCGAGCUUGACCGCUAGCAACUCACGGUUCCCCAUGUCGUAAUUCCGCUGUGCCGUGGACAGCCUACGGGAGAAAAACGCGCGGGGGUGAGUCUUACCAUCCGUGAGGAACCGCUGGGACAGGAUUGUUCCCACCGCAACGUCUGAAGCAUCCACCUCCACAAUGAACGGCAGGGAAGGAUCAGGAUGCCCUAGGACCGGGGCCGAUGUAAAGUGCCGCUUCAGCGCAUCAAAUGCGUUCCCCGCUUCCGGGUUCCAAGCGAAGGAGCGCACGCUCGUCUGGGUGAGGGCUGUCAGGGGAGCGGCUAGGGAGCUAAAAUUGCGAAUAAAUCGGCUAUAAAAAUUUGCUCUAUGAAGGUCGAAUAGCAAAGACCUUACUCAAUAGUUAUAGUUGUAAAAUAAACAUAUCAGGUUCAAACCACCCAAGGUUUAAUCUCAUUGCCAUGCAUUCAACACUACGUAUGAUGAAAGUAAACAAAUAUGAAGGGAUGACGUCUCUUCCUGUCGCUUAUAUAGAGAUAUCACUUCCUUAUGAUGUCCCUUCCUGUCCCACAGGUGCAGAGUUCACACGCCACGCCGAGGUUACCUUUUACCCCGGCAACCAGCGGCUGAGCAUUGUCCAGACGGCCCAAGGAUUGGACAGCGAGAACCACCUCAGUGUUGACACACGUCUCUACGGUGACGUGCCCUUCAUUGCCCCCGGCGCCACCGUGCAGGUGGAGCCCUACAAGGAGACCUAUCAGUACUACCCUUCA